Mercenaria mercenaria is the source of this 5068-nucleotide messenger RNA. RefSeq names its product centrosomal protein of 78 kDa-like. Bases 105 to 2594 code for a protein of 829 amino acids. Gene Ontology annotation, molecular function: protein binding. Gene Ontology annotation, cellular component: centrosome. The record is from RefSeq and is a predicted model, not a curated record. The transcript has 15 exons. Lineage: Eukaryota; Metazoa; Mollusca; Bivalvia; Venerida; Veneridae.
GUCAAAAUGUCAACAUAUCUGAACCACCUUGCUAAAUAGAUUGUAUCUGUACAACUUUGUUCCUGAACUUUGUUGAGGAACAAGUGGAUAGAAUUGGAACAACAAUGAUUGAAAGUGUGCAAGUGCGCCAGCGGGGUGCAUACGACUUCGAGACACAUUAUGAUAACCUCUGUGCGCUGCAAGACUCGUGUCCUCUACCAGCUGUGAAGGCACACUUGUCUCAGGGUGUACUUGAUCUUAAUGGUGAUAGAAUUAGAGCAAAUGACUGGAUGCCUGUAUUGAACACACUGAGAAUCAACAAAAGUCUCGAGUUUGUGGCAGUAAGGAGUUACUAUACGCCUCCUUCAGAUGAAAAUGAAAAGAGAGCAUUGAUAGAGAAGCGGAAAACACCAUCUGUCCGCUCGAAAGAGAUUACGUAUAGAAUGUGUAAAGCUUUAAAGGAGUGUCUUGGAGUUACCCCAAACCUGACGUGCCUGGAGCUACAGGGGCUUCCUCUCAGGGAGAGAGAUCUCACUACAUUGAUGAAGGGAUUGGUAAAGAACAGCACAUUAAACCAUCUGUCACUAGAGUACUGUAGAAUAGGUGAUGCUGGACUCGAUAUUGUGUGUAAAGGAAUCAAGAAUUCGACAUCAAUCAACUCUGUAAACUUCACUGGCUGUAGUUUAACAUCGAAAGGAGCAGACUCCCUGGCCAAAGUUAUUAAGCACCAGGGAACCAGGAGACACAAUGAAGCUUGGCGUGACAGUCUACGGUACAGGAGGCCGGACCUCGACAGAAUGCCAGGUAUCAGGAGAAUUACGAUCAACAACAAUCCUAUGAUGGGUGAUCAGGGGGCAGCACUCUUGGCAGAAGCACUCAAAGAUGAUCUCUGGUUAAAAGCACUUGACAUGCAGGGCAAUGGUAUUUCUUCCAAUGGUGCUAAAGCACUGCUAGAUGUUCUCAAGUACAACACAACAUUGGUGGUUCUCGAUGUGAGGAGAAACCCUUUAAUUGAUCGUGACUUGGUACAUGCCAUUAUGGAACAGUUGAUGAUAAAUUGUAAUGGACAAGAUACAGAGUACAAAUGGAUAAAAGCUGAUGAACCGUCCGACAAAGGUAGCCAGGGGAAGAAGAAAAGAACUAAAACACUGAACAGCAGUUUCGGCAGGAAGACUACUAUCAGGAUAACACCAGGUGCUGCCAGAAGAAGGACAAGGUCAGCAGAAUCUAUCGGAGUGAGUAGACGUAUGAAACCAAUCAGUUCCGAGGACGUAAAAAGUGGGCCAGGUCUGCCUUGGAGAACUGCUGCACGUGCUAACAGAUACAGAGGUUAUCCACCGGAACAUGUUCCUGGACACACCAGCUUGAUGGAGAAAAGUGAGAACUAUGCUCCACAGAAUUCUCUCAACUAUUCCUCUAUCAACAUUACUCACCACGACGAUGACGAGACAGAAGAAACGGAAUCCUCGAUGCAAGAAGAAUUUGAAAGAUUGAAGCUUGACGAUAGUGGGCUGUCGACAGCUGUUACAGGCAAAGGAAUUAAGGUUGAGAUUGUACAGUUACGCAGACAGAUCAACGAGGAAAGGCUGGCGAGACACAAAGCCGAACAGAAAGUUGUCGAGCUGACAUUGGACAAUAAGAAACUACGUGAAGAAAACAGCCGAUUGAAGCGUUCCCGUGGCAGCAUACUGGAUGACGACUCGGUCCUUGAGAGUAUUGAAGCUUCCUUCAAACAAUUUCACGAAUUCCUUGACUUGCUAAGGGAUGCUGGACUUGGGAAGUUGAUAACAAUGGCGGGGCUUGAUUCAGAGGGUUCACCAUUCAACAGCAACGCACGAGAUCACAUUCAGAGCUUCCAGAAAUCUUUCUCAAAAUCUAACGGCUUUUCUGGCGACAUUUCGUCAAACGGACAUGUGAACGGUUCAUUUGGACUUUCAGAGAAGCCCAUAAAUGGAAACAUACGACCAAAACCGUAUUUAAGUAAUUCCUACAGUCAAGACCCGGUGAUGAACGACUCGCAUGAUCAGAGCGGCUACAUCAAUGAUUCACAUGAUGAGGCACAAAAACGAAGAGAUGAAUUGUACGAGAGAAUUUUAAGAGAUACUAGUAACGCAUUUAAUAGAAUUGGAGAACAAAACGUAUCGUUCAAUAUUUCAGCUGAUACCACAGGGACGCAAGCAGACGACAAAUACGUUGAUGACUCUCGAGAUGACAGUGAUUUGAAACCGUCACUAAAGUCGCCAGAAAAAGCCCCUCGAUCAAGAAUUCCGAGAUUGGGAUCUAAGAAAAGAGGGACCGAUUCUGAUACCGAUCAGGAUCGGUCGCUCGUAUCAGACAAAUUAGAUAAUUUGAAAGGUCCAGGUGGUGAGAUAAUUAUGUCACUGUCACCUUUUGACGACGAUGAUACAGGAAGACAGUCUCCGAAACAGGAAGAAGAUGCUUCACCAGAGAGAGGCGGGCAGACGUCACGUGUCAGUGAUUUUAGUUAUGGAAUGGACAGUUUUGAACAGUCGUAUGUUAGCGAACGUGGAGAAGUUGUACAUUUGGGAGAUGAGAUGGAUUAUCCUGAAAGUCCGUCACCGAUUCGGAUGGACAGUGAUAAUGAGGAUUUUUAAUAUAUAAUUUUACUUGCUGAGGUAUUCAACGAUCGUAUUUAUUACUAAAUAUAACAGUAACCUACUAGAUUUCUUUUACUUUUUAGAAAGAUUGACAAAUACUUCCAAUUCAGUGCUUGAUUUUUAUGUUAUUUUAAGAUUUAAUAAUGUAAUGUCAAACUUGCUGCCGUAGGAAAGUGGAUUUAUGACUUGAUUAAGUCAUGACAGACUAGGUAAACAUACUGAAAUUCCUUACUAUUGGUGUGUGGCUGUGAUUAUACUGUCAAAUUAUUAUUUGAGAACAUAUUUUCAUGAUGUCAUUCCACAAAAUCAGUAACAAAAGACCAAAUAAUAGCGGGGGUGGUGGGGGGGGGGGGGGAAUUUUUUUUCGUGGCCGAGUUAAUCUGAAAUUCAGUCUCAACAAACAGGUAAAGACUACAUUCAUUUAACAUUUCGCCAGCUGGCGGCAAGUUAUUUUGUCUUUGCGACGAGUGCAGGUCAAGAUCCCUAUUCCGUCAGUAAAUUUGCAGUGAACACCCCUUUGAAUAAUAAAUGGUACUGCCCAAAUUGAAAGAUGGACAAGUUCAUUUCAGAAAUUUAGCAGAUUAAGGGUUGAGGUAAGGUCAAAAUUUAAAAUCACAAAUUUAUUACCCCAAAAAGUAGCUGUUUUGAUCGAAACCACAAAUUUGUGCCAAAAAAAAAAAAAAAAAUGAUUUUACAUUAUAGUACCUUUAACUCUUACCCUGCUAAAUUUCUAUAAUGAACUUGUCCAUUUUUCAAUUUGGACAGUAUCAUUGAUUUGGACAGUAUCAUUGACUGUUAUAAAUUGGAUGCAUACCAAAAAGAUACUGACUGAAUGGUGAACAGUGUAAGUCAUGAUUAGAUUGCACGGAGGUGCAGGCUGUUCAUGAUCUACAGUGGUCACAAAGGCAGAAUCAAUCAUGUCCAGCUUUUUAAGGGUAAAGAUUUGACAUCUACAAAUGUAUUUCCUCACAAAAUAGCCAUUUAGUUGAAACCAUGAAAUUUUUAUAUCAUGGAAAUUUAAUGAUUUGAUGGUAUUAAACAAGCCAUCUCUAAUCUAGUAUUUCAAAUUGUAGCUCAUUUGUUUGUGUUACAUUGCAUAGAAUCUCUGUUAUGUAGGGUUUAUUUUCAUGUUUUAUAUAACUUACAAUGUAGAUAAACUUAAGGGUGCAUAUUUUAUAUCUGUGAUUUGUAUUUUUAUCUAAUUUCAAAUCAAAAGUAUUCUUUGUUUUCUUUUUUUUUUUUUUUUGCUUCUUUUGGGCAUCUGUCACUGUUUUAAUUGCACCAUACCUUGUUUCUGUUGAUGAUUGAUAGUGGGGGCUGGGGCAGGGGUGCUUUUGAUUUCUUCCCAUACUCUGUGAAAACUCAAAACAUUACCAUGUAUGAAUGCCCCUCUUGGGUAUCUGACAGUGCGAUUUAGACAAAUGAGCCGCGCCAUGAGAAAACCAACAUAGUGGCUAUACGACAAGCAUGGAUCCAGACUAGUCAUAGCAUCUAUUCCAUCUAAACAGCUGAUCGCAUGUACUGACUUGCUGCCAUUUGACAGCUCUGACUGAGGACCGAUUGGGGUAGCCGAAUUCAGAUCUGUAUCUAUAGAUCUAGGAUCCAGACCAGCCAGCGCAUCCGUGCAGUCUGGUCAGGAUCCAUGCUGUUCGCUAAAGGCUUCUUUACUUCCAUUAGGCUUUGAAAGUGAACAGCAUGGUUCCUGGUCGCAAAGCCACUAUGUUGGUUUUCUCAUGGUGUGGCUCAAAUGCUUUGACAUCCUAUGGUCUUUCUUGUAGUGAACAAAUCAGACUUUCCAAAAAUAUCCCCCACUAGAACCUUAAGCUGGUCAAGAUGACAUGAAUAUUAUUCUGAAGGUGAUUUAGUUUGGUUAACUAACUGUGAUAUGUGUAACUAUUGAAUGUUUAAACUAUAUUUAUUGUUCACUUGUGUAAUCAUGUAUUUAUUGUGUGAGAAUGGACAGUAAAUUAUAGAAUGCAGUGAAAAUAUGAUACACAUCUUGUACGUCCCCUACUAUGCCUUUUAAAGCAUUAGAAACUGUCAAGGGUCAAGUCUUGUUUGAUUUUAAACUAUUUCUUGUUAAAACGUAAUCAAAUUGACUAGUGGAAUUAGGUAGCUCCAUUCCCCCAUGUGGUUCCGUGUAUGAAAAGAAUUGGAACCACUGUCUUACCCUUGCAUGAUCGUAAGAGGCGACUUACAGGGUCUUAACAUUUGGUUUUGCUGUAACUUGGUGAUUCCAGCAGGUAUGCAGAUUUGGAUUCAAUACCUCAUGUUUUUAUUUCGAUGUAAAUGAGAUAUGAAACCAAAAUUUGUAGUCCUGUUUAGCGCCAUGUAACCUAUACUGUGUAGGUGCGCCAUAAAACCCAAAUAAAAUAAAUAAAUAAAUAAAGGUAGCUCCUUUGAUAAAUUGUCUUCGUUUUGCCAACAUUUCAAAAACAUAAAAUACAAAGAAAAACAAGUGAAAUUCUCAU